AUGUAUGUCUCCUACCCCUCUCUCUACACCCUGUAUGUCUCCUACCCCUCUCUGUACAUCAUGUAUGUCUCCUACCCCUCUCUCUACACCCUGUAUGUCUCCUACCUCUGCCUGUACACCAUGUAUGUCUCCUACCUCUGUAUGUACACCAUGUUUGUCUCCUACCUCUGCAUGUACACCAUGUAUGUCUCCUACCCCUCUCUGUACACCCUGUAUGUCUCCUACCGCUAUCUGUUCACCAUGUAUGUCUCCUACCUCUGUCUGUACACCCUGUAUGUCUCCUACUCCUGUCUGUACACCCUGUAUGUCUCCUACCUCUGCCUGUACACCAUGUAUAUCUCCUACCCCUGUCUGUACACCAUGUAUGUCUCCUACCCCUGUCUGUACACCCUGUAUGUUUCCUACCUCUGUCUGUACACCAUGUAUAUCUCCUACCCCUGUCUGUACACCAUGUAUGUGUCCUACCCCUGUCUGUACACCCUGUAUGUCUCCUAUCCCUCUCUGUACACCAUGCAUGUCUCCUACCCCUGUCUCUACACCCUGUAUGUCUCCUACCCCUCUCUCUACACCCUGUAUGUCUCCUACCUCUGUCUGUAUACCAUGUAUGUCUCCUACCCCUGUAUGUACACCAUGCAUGUCUCCUACCCCUCUCUGUACACCAUGUAUGUCUCCUACCCCUCUCUGUACACCCUGUAUGUCUCCUACCCCUGUCUGUACACCCUGUAUGUCUCCUACCCCUGUCUGUACACCCUGUAUUUCUCCUACCUCUGUCUGUACACCCUGUAUGUCUCCUACCCCUCUCUGUACACCCUGUAUGUCCCCUACCCCUGUCUUUACACCCUGUAUGUCUCCUACCUCUGCAUGUACACCAUGUAUGUCUCCUAUCCCUCUCUGUACACCCUGUAUGUCUCCUACACCUAUCUGUUUACCAUGUAUGUCUCCUACCCCUCUCUGUACACCCUGUAUAUCUCCAACCCCUGUCUGUACACCAUGUAUGUCUCCUAG
Haliotis rubra (blacklip abalone) is the source of this 1005-nucleotide messenger RNA. Its product is annotated as adhesive plaque matrix protein-like. The coding region runs from base 1 to 1005 and encodes 334 amino acids. NCBI's taxonomy places the organism in Eukaryota, Metazoa, Mollusca, Gastropoda, Lepetellida, Haliotidae. The transcript has a single exon. The record is from RefSeq and is a predicted model, not a curated record.